Molecule: messenger RNA, 528 nt
Organism: Adelges cooleyi (spruce gall adelgid)
Lineage: Eukaryota; Metazoa; Arthropoda; Insecta; Hemiptera; Adelgidae
Product: serine protease snake-like
Exons: 5
Coding region: 1-528 (175 amino acids)
Biological process (GO): proteolysis
Molecular function (GO): serine-type endopeptidase activity
Source: RefSeq, a predicted model, not a curated record
AUGUCCAAUUUAGCACCGCUUAUUGGUCUUAAACGCAUGAAAACUAGUUGUGCUCCGACCCCCUCAAGGGUGUGCCGAAAUUACUCUGAACUGAUUUACAAAAAAGUGCCAAAACCAACACUGUCGAUAAAUUCAAUUAAUAAAUACGAUACGAUCAAUACCUGCAAGGAUUACAAACCGUUGAUAGUCGGCGGUACAAAAGCUGAUCCCAAAGAAUUCCCACAUAUGGCGUUAAUCGGCUAUGGCAGUGUUCCGGAGUACGUCAUCUGGAAUUGUGGAGGCUCGUUAAUCAGCGACAGGUGGAGAAUAUUGGAAAGCCGUCGGUUUUGCGCAGGCAGCGUACAAAAAGAUACCUGUCAGGGUGAUUCCGGGGGACCACUUCAAAUAAAACAUCCUGAAUUCCCAUGCGUGUACACACAAGUAGGUAUAAUUUCAUUUGGAGGUAUAUGUGGAAACGGUAUGCCCGGUGUUUAUACAAAGAUAUCCAAUUAUAUUACAUGGAUAGAGAACACUGUGUGGCCAAAAUAA